This is a messenger RNA of Entrophospora sp. SA101, 174 nucleotides long. The record is from the annotation of a GenBank genome assembly. NCBI's taxonomy places the organism in Eukaryota, Fungi, Glomeromycota, Glomeromycetes, Entrophosporales, Entrophosporaceae.
AUGUGCAAGUCUAUAGAAUUGGCAAGAAAACGAAGUUUGUUGUAUGAUGCUAAAGCUAGUGAAUUUAGAUAUCGUGAAGAAAUCAUCAAUCCAUUGGUUGUGUCAAUUUUUAUUGAUAUUGAAUAUUGUAUUUGGUUUUCACGUAUCAUUGUGGAUGUUAACACUUCCAAUUGA